Aptenodytes forsteri (emperor penguin) is the source of this 2661-nucleotide messenger RNA. It is a transcript of the gene HS1BP3, whose product is annotated as HCLS1 binding protein 3. NCBI's taxonomy places the organism in Eukaryota, Metazoa, Chordata, Aves, Sphenisciformes, Spheniscidae. The record is from RefSeq and is a predicted model, not a curated record. Gene Ontology annotation, molecular function: phosphatidylinositol binding. Bases 1 to 1167 code for a protein of 388 amino acids. The transcript has 8 exons.
AUGGCGUUUAAGUACCUGAAAUGCUAUGUUCCUGGCAUUUUGUCUGCGGUGGCCAGUGGCAGGCAAAUUCAGAAUACGCACACGGGGCUGGAUUUGUCAGUGCCGGAAUACCAGGAAAUCCGUGGGAGGAUGAUGUCUGGCCAUGUAGAGUAUCACAUUGUCGUUGUUACCCGACUGGCUGCCUUCAAAUCAGCAAAGCACAAGCCUGAAGAUGUAGUUCAAUUUAUGGUUUCCAAGAAGUACAGCGAGAUAGAGGAGCUCUACCAGAGACUGGCGGCACGAUAUCCACAGGCUUCUCUUCCACUCUUGCCUAGAAAAGUUCUCUUCGUGGGGGAAUCUGACAUCUGUGAACGAAGAGCUAUGUUCAAUGAUAUCAUGAAAUUCAUCUCAAAAGAUGAGGAUCUAGCAACGAGUCCUGAGUUACUGGAAUUUUUAGGAACAAAAUCUACUAGUGCCAUUGACUUCAAGGGUAAAAACAUUCCUGAUGACAAGGAGAAAGAAGAUGAAGAAAAUGAGGCAUUGGAUUUUUUCAAAGAGGAGAAUACACCUGACUUAAUCUCACAGCUUUCAUCAGUGGAAAAUGCCAAAAAAGGGGAGCAAAAAGAAGAGGAAGAGGAGGAAGAAGAUUUAGAUCCUCUUGGUAUAAUCAGAACUAAAAAAACAAAGAAGGCAUCUGCUCCUCCAACCAAGGAAGAGAAGCCCAAAUUAACCAUUUUUGAAGAGGAAGUAGAUCCAGAUGAAGGAGUCUUUGGCCCAGAAAAAAAUUUCUCAUCAAUUGGUCCCAGGAAGAAGAUGAAAGAGAAUCUGAAAUUAUUUGAAGAUCCAGACCUUGGUGGGGUGGUAAGACUGGGUGACUCACUACUGCUGCCAGCUGCCUGUAAGAACAGGGAGUAUGUGCUGAACACAGGUCCUGAGGAGGACACUGAGAAACUGCUGAGAGUUGAAGAUGAUUUAGAGAAACUCUUGAAAGUAACCUCCAAACCGAAACCUAAGGUACCAUCAAAACCACCAUUGCCUCAGAAGCCAGCAGUUGCCCCCAGGAGCACUAAUUCAUCUCUACUGGCAAAGCCAAAGGAAAACAGGAUUCAGACAAUGAAUGAACUGGACAUUCUCCAGUAUAUCCAGGAAAAUGAAUCUAUCAACAACCAAGAUACAAGUCUUUUUUGAACAUACAUAUUUUUAAAAUUUAAUGAUGCCUUCUUGGCCUAAACUCCCAGUAAGCUCAAGUGACAGUAGCAAGAAUUGACCAGAUCUCUUUACUAUCACAGUGCUCAUUUGUGUACCGUCAUAUAGAGAGCAGCAAGUUUGACUAGCAGAGGCUUGACACGAUGUUUUCAAAACAGUGCAGUUGUGGUAUAAUGUUGCCUUAGAUUUUCAGGGUUUUACAGGGAAUGUGGACAAGGACAUAGCACUACAGAUUGUCUACUACUAUUUUAGUAUCAACAUAGUACAGUUUCAGCCAGUUUAGUCCUGAUUGAAAAUGGUAAGCGUAUUGCACACAACAACUUUAAAUAGUUUCCAACAAAUGGUCUGAGGCAGGACAGGUUGCUGUUCCUGCAUUUUAGACAGUGUUUCAGCUCACUGGAAAGGUAAUUUUCCUUUUAUCCUGUGCAUUUUUGUAGCAGCCCUUUCCUCCCUGACUGGUAUUUCAGUAAUUUAUAACCAGGAACUGUUAAGUAUAGGUAACAGUUCCUCUGUAGUUCAGAGAAACACUGAAAUCCCAGCUAAGCCUGACAAUCUGCUGCCUUUGUUGUUGCGCAAAUGCCAGCUUGUAAGAGAACUUGUAGGACUGCAAACACUAGACGCUAUGCAUCUCUGGCCCCUGGGGAGAAUAGCAAAUGACUGAAGAUGGCUAAGAGUGCAGCUCCAGACAUAUGCGGAGGUUGCAGUGUGUAGGAGGUUCGGAUGCUGUAGGACUGUUGUGAACCUACUCAAGAUUCACAAGGGCUAAUUUUUUCCAGCCAAGUCUUCCUGGGCUUCCACUGUAGUUAGUGGAGAGAAAGAGAUUUCUCCGGAAGGUGAUUCAGUGCAGGUGUCCUAAUGGAGGAACUCUGAAUUGCUCUCUGGAGUCACUCUCUCUUUCUCCUUCCCUUCUCCCAGAACUUAAAGAAGAAGCCAUGGUGAUUAAUUCCACUAAGCUAAAAUGAGUUUUUUGAUAAAACUGGUCUGUUCAUUACUAUAGCAGUGGUUAAAACAAGGGAGGACAAACUUGGGAUUAUCCAGAGGAAAAAAUAGGAAGAAAAUAUACUGGAGAAAUUUUAAUAUGCAGGAAAAGAAAAACAUGGUAGAACAGGCAUCCCAGACUACCCCUCUUCUUCCCUAGCUCAGGCACUCUGGUUGAACAUGCUGAAUUUACAUCUAAUGUGGGUUGAUAACCUGCUGUCAUGUAGAAAGAGAUUCCUGAACUCAUUCCGUGUGUGUGAAGACAAGCUCCUCAGAGGGAAAAUAUUAAUAUGUUUAAGCCAUAUCACUAUCCCCAAAUUUGCCUUCCUAAUAUAGAACAAAUAAAUAGAAAGCGUUAUAUAUAUAUUUUUAAUAAUGAAAUUAUCUCUAUUAGUAUUUCCUUUUUAAGCCAAUGGAAAAUAUAAUAAAGGUAUUUUGGUUUGAUGGGCUCUCGUCUAUGUACAGUAUGUUUCAGUAUAAUAAAACAUUUUGCUAACC